Molecule: messenger RNA, 3860 nt
Organism: Pseudogymnoascus verrucosus
Lineage: Eukaryota; Fungi; Ascomycota; Leotiomycetes; Thelebolales; Thelebolaceae
Exons: 1
Coding region: 1264-3303 (679 amino acids)
Biological process (GO): autophagosome organization; autophagy; protein autophosphorylation
Cellular component (GO): autophagosome; cytoplasm
Molecular function (GO): protein serine/threonine kinase activity; ATP binding
Source: RefSeq, a predicted model, not a curated record
UCUCCAUCCGACUAUCCUCCUCUUGCUUUCUUCCUUCUCUCAUCACAUCCACAACUUCAUUUCAUCUUCCAUAUAGGACUGGACGCAGCUCGAUUUCGUGCACGCAGUUGCUCAUCCAUCCUCCUCUUUCUCCUCUUCUCUUCACACCCCAAUCUCACUCUCGACCCUUCGACUCAUCCCCCCAAUCGCCACCUAGAACCUCGACCCCCCCAAUCAACCACUUGUUGAGACAAACCACCAACGAGGAAUCAACAACACCAACAACAAACAUCAUCCUCGACAUUCUUUGUGUCACCAACAAUCGAAACUCUUUCAAUCACUGCUCGAAAAUUCAAAGCCGCAACUGUUCAGCAUAAAUCCCGGUUUUGCUUCGUCUUGCUCCGAGGCUCCACGCGUACUCCACCAUCAAGGUUGUCGAACAAGUUCGUGAACACGGCGGCCGAAGAGUCACAUCUUCGACUACCUGUUCUAACAAUCAACUUCGUCAGCUGAUGACUGCCGCUCUGCUAUCAGCCUCCUUAUAAAAGCCUGCUGGCUCAUUCUCCCAACGAUCUCGUCGACUGCACCAUCGAUCGAGUCAUACCUCCCCAACUCGUCAGCUCAGUGCUACCUUCCCUCAUCCUCACCAUCUACCGGCCACCUAUUCACGGGUGCCUUCGAUUCUUCCAGGACAACCAACGUCUCCGUUGAUUGACCUACUCCAGUUCGCCACUACUUCCUUUGUUGGAUUCGACAUCCUCCAGCAAGCCAAACACAACUCUUUUUUCGAGACUUCCAUCACUCGUCGAACCUCGUUCGCACUUUAUCCGAUUUCUCAUGUCAUUAUAACGAUAUAUAUUAUUUUUUUCCUUUCCGGACACUCGUCCACCUGUCGACCUUCCCCGUUUACGAUCAAUCGAUCACUUCUCUUUUGUUACCAGCAAUUCGAUACCACCCAAUGAGCCACUGACACUAUACGAUACGGAGUUUCAACUUUUUUUCCUCUCUUCAAUACUAUACGGAGCAUUAUUAUCUCAAGCAACACUAUCAAUCACUCUCAGCACCAUCCUUUGCAUCACCACGUCUUGUCCACCAUACAUUCAGCAUAAGACUGCCAUCCACCACCUUGUUUCAACAGACAAAAGCAUUCGACUUCAUAUUGCCGUCCUUAGGCUAAUACGUUAAGAAUCGUUUGGUGUAUACUACAAUCUAUCACCCUCUCUCAAUUAAUCGACACCAUCCUCAACCCCUUUUUCUCAUACCUCGACGGCUACCACCUUCAAAAUGGACUGCUUAAGAGAUAACUUCUACGAUGGCUUGGUUCUCGACGGCCGGUUCCAGACCGUCUCGCCUUUGAACCAUGGCUCCUUUGGCAUGGUUUUCCUGGCGAACGACCUGCUCACCGGCGAGAACGUUGCCAUCAAGUGCCUCACCAAGAAGUCUGCCGCCCAAGACGUUCAGUCCAGCUUUGCCAUCGAUGAGAAGUCUGAGGAACUCGCUUGCCACAACAUUCUCGGCGAUCACAAGAACACUGUCAAUCUCAUUCACUCUUUCGAGACGGACAACCACGUCUACCUCGUCCUAGAGUUCUGCUCCAAUGGCGAUUUGUACGAAGCUAUUCGCACUGGUUGCGGCCCACUAGAAACUGAGCACGUUCGGGAUUUCAUGAUCCAGUUAAUCGAUGCGGUCGAAUACAUCCACUCCAAGGGGAUGUACCACCGUGACAUCAAACCCGAGAACAUCUUUCUCAUGAAGGAUGGCAGCAUGAAGCUUGGCGACUUUGGGCUGGCAACCAAGGACACCUGGUCAUACGAGACUACUGUUGGUAGUGACCGCUACAUGGCCCCAGAACAAUAUGACUCAGCUGGCGCUGGAUAUUCGCCAGCUCAGGCUGAUAUUUGGGCCAUCGGCAUCAUUUUGCUUAACAUUUUGUUUUCUCGCAACCCCUUUACGACACCAACUGAAGCCGACCCACUUUUCCUCGACUUCUCCCGGGAUAACCAGGCGCUCUUCGAUGUCUUCGCAGACAUGUCCCAGGACACCUUCGAGGUCAUUCUUAACUGCAUGAGCUUGGACCCCAAGAAGCGUUCCCUCCAAGGCGCUCGUGAUGCCAUCGACCGUGUCGUCAGCUUCACCGUCUCGGACGAGCUCGAGGAUGACUACCACACCAUCUCUCGCAAGCCCAUUGCCAGUGCCAACCGCGAGCCUCUCCGCACACCAACCAUCAAGACGCCCCAGAUCGAACUCUCCAGCGCCUUCCCGUGGGCCAAGGCCUUGCACGCCAGCCCACCUCAGCCAAUCCGCCAAUUGUCCAUCAUCCCGGACACCGAGAGCUACACCGAGGACUUGUUCCCCAAGUCCGAGGAGAGCGCCAAGGAUUGGUUUUCAAUUGGUGCUCAGACAUCUUCGAUGGCAUCUGCUAUGAACUCGUCUGUUGGCGGCUCUGUCUUCUCGUUGGCUAACAGCCGUCCCAUGAUGAAGAGGUUCCCUUACUUGGCACCCAUCUCCGGCUCUCUGCCAAUCAACGUUACGAAGCAGAAGGCUAUGUCUUCUGUCUUUGGCAAGAAGGAGAUGGUUUCCAAGAGCUGGAGCGACAUGUACGAUGAGGAGUUUGAAGAGGAAGAGCAGGAUCAUCAAUUCAGCAGACAGGCCCAGAACGCUCGCACCUUCAGCCACGACGAGAUCAAGCUCGAAGAGGAUGAGACUGCUGCUCAGUUCAGCGAUGACGAGGAGGAGCUUGUGCUUUCAACCAAGAGCUCUUCAGAUAUAAAUAUCAAACCAACUGUCAACGAAGUCGAGUCCGACCAGGAGAACAUCAGCGAUAUCGAUGGCGACAACGUCAACGAUGGAUUCUUCUUCCAGAAUUCAUCCCCCGCCAAAAAUUCAGCGGAGCUGUACUCUCCACCAUGCAAGCGCAAGUCGAACCCCAUGGACAAAUGGGCCGCACUUGGUGCUCGUCGCCGAGCAUACACUGGACACAGCGCGGAUAAGAGCCCGGAGAUUUGGCGCGGCAAGCGAUCUGUAGGAAUGGCAUCAUCAGCAACAACUGCGAGCUCCGGAUUUGGGGCUCUUGGCGUUUUGGAUUACAAGCCGGCGGCGACCGGCAAUGCGCACAAGGCAAAGGAUGCAUCCUGGCUACGCAAGGAUACUCAUCACCACACACCAAUCUUUUCGCGAACGACGGCAGUAUAUCAUAACCGCACACCUGCUAGGGAGCAGGAGAAUGUAGAUUAUACUGCCAAGGAGGUUUAUCGCAAGGAUAACCUCGGAGACCUUGAGUGGGUUGGGGGCUGGGGCGACAGUGUCGCCGGCCUCCAAUUGUAGUUUGGCUCUCUCUACCUUCCGAACGACGACCCUUUUUUUAAUAUUAUUCAUUCUUAUACGUUUCAAACAUACAUACAACAACACACACACACAACCUUAAACCCCCCAACGACGGACGUCAACAAAUAUUUCAAAACCCCAAAAAAAUCUCACUUAUCUCCGCUCUUUGAAAACGCCACCAAACAACCCCAAAAAUCGAAACACCCAAAAACCACACUCCAAAAAAAACACUGUUUUCAGAGACCUGGUCUUUCUUGAGAUUUUUUAGUUUUAACACCACUUUUAUUGACGACACGUUUGCGCGCGGGGGAUUAGGGGGAGGACACACAAAUAUGGAUGGAUGGAAAGUGUAAAUAGGAAUGGGAAGAUUGAAUAAAGGGGGCAAUAGGCAAAUUUGGGAAGGGAAAGGAAUGGCGCCGUCGAUGGACUUGAUGUCUGGGCCAUUUGGGACUUAGCUUAAACUCGCGAUUCUGUGUAUAGAUUCCCUCUUGCGUUGAGGCUGUCGUAGAGAGCCUUGGGGUGGGGGGAGACGUGGAAAUACCAGAAAUUACCCGCUU